AUGGCUGAACCAGAGGUCAAUGGCAGUGGCACCGGUGCCGGCCUCAACCCCGUUGCCGUCAAGAAGGCGCUGGUCUCUUCCUCAACGGCGGCGCGUGUUGCACAGCUCCAUCAAAUCGACGAGUCAAUAACCCACAAGACGUUGGACCAGAGCCUCGUUCCCGGCCUCCUCAAGCUUCUGUUCGACACGCACCCCCUGUACCAUGACCGGGAGUCUCGACUGGCGGUGCAGAAAUGCCUGGCCUCCAUCAUCGAUGCCGGCCCCGACACUGCCACCCUCGACCCGCUGGUCAAGGCCAUGCGCCGCGAAAGUCAAAAGCCGGGAAUCGCUGCCUCGAGCGCAUUUGUCCUGGUGGAAUGGUGCUGUGUCUUCAUGCAGCACCUCGCCGGCUCCCCUGCGUGGGACGAGCUAGCCAGCGACCUUCUCUUGACCGACGCAGAUGCCUUGGACAAAUGCCUCCAACCAGGUUCCAAGGGCGGCGUUGCGAGAUCUGCGCUUGUUGCAACGAGGAGGGGCUUCCGAAAGCUGUUCGCGCCGGCCGAGUCUCGCGAAAAGGUCUUGUCGGAUGCAGUCAAGAUCCUGACGGCCAAGAGCAGCCAGCCAGCGGCCAAGAACGGACUGAUACUCGGUGUCAUCGCUGGUGUCUCAGCUCGCCAGGCUGAUCUCAAGCCACUUCUCGAAAAACAAAAGCCCCAGUACUACGAGUUUUACAUCCGAGAGAUUGUCGGGUCCAAGGCGGCAGUUUCCGAGCAUGUUGCCGCCGGGCUGGGUGAUUUCUUCCUCGACUUUGCCACUAUCGAGGAGGUCGAGGCGAAGCUCAUCCCUGCAAUUGAAAAGGGUCUGUUGAGGUCGCCGGAAGUUGUCCUCGGAGGUGUCCUGAAGCCUCUCGUCAAGUCACUCCCCGACAGCUUCGACUUGUCAAAGAUCCUGGAGGGGAAGCUCGUGAAGCCUCUCCUUUCCAACAUCAAAUCCAGCAACCCUGCCAUCCGAAUUGCUGCUUUAUCGGCAUUCCGUGCCAUAGUAGCCAAGAGCUCGGACUUGAACGUGCUGGAUGGCGUCGUUGCCGAGAUUGCUACCCCCUUGGGCUCUGGCAAGAUUGCGUCUCCCGACCAUAGAAUCCUGCAUGCCGAGAUGCUGGAUGCGAUCCCUCUUUCAGAACAGAGUGCCACCAAGGCAGCUUCAGCACUGGCAACUGCGGCCACGAAGGAAGGCAAUGAGGCGGCUCUUGCUGCCGAAACCCAAGCCCUGGCGAAGGCCAGUUCUCAGGUUCUGACUGCGGGCGGUGAGCUUCCAAAGCCUGCCCUAGACGCGAUUACCAAGGGACUGGCCGAGAAGAAGCCGGCUUCUCGGAGAUUCUGGAUGCUCCGUGUUGGUAGCGUGCUGCACUCCCUCCAAGACAAGGACUCGUCUCCCGGCGCCACUGCCUUUGUCGAAGCAACGAUACCCAAGCUCUUGGCCAACUUCGACGAGGUCGUCUCCAAUGCUUCAACGGCCGGUCAGAGCGGCAUCAUCGCCGGAGCGUUCGUUCUGGUCGCUCUCACGCCAGCCAUUCUCCGCCAAUUCCCCAGCUCCUCAGUGCACGGCUCCCUGACCAAGGCCAACAUCCUGACACAGGCCCAGUCGCUGGCCACGAAGCAAGCAUUUCUCCUGAACCACCGAAUUUACAGCAAAUUUACGUCCGAGGACGACCUCCGGUGGCUCUGUCUAGCGCUGCGUGCCGUAGGGCACCGUCUUGACAGCAAGUCGGACCGUGCUGUGGUGUUGGCUUGGGCCGAGGCCUUUAUCCACUUGUCCACUGCUGUUGCCGUUCCGCCAAAGGUGCAGCACGAGUCGGCAAAGACGAUUUCCAAGCUGUACGCCGAGAGCCCAUCUCUGGUAUCUGGCUUCAUUAUUGAUGGUCUGUGGAACGGCCUCCAGAUUGACCAGGCCAAGGAGAAGGAGGGCAAGUUGGAGCGUGCCAAUCUCAUCUACGUACUGAGAUCCAUAUGCCUUGAGCCUACCGAACUUGACACUUUGGGGGCCAAGGUUGACCAAGAGGCGCUCGAGGCGCAAGCCUGUGCCAUUCUAGUCCUCUCCCGCAAGGAGCUCAUCCCGCGAUCCAGCUGGAUUGAUAUGUGCCUUAGAAUGUCAGUAGACCCUGGGACUCUGGCUCGGAAGCACUUGGAUACCCUUCUCCGGGAGAUUGCUUUGAGGACAUCAUUCGACCAGCAGUCCAUUGUCAAGCAAGCUGCCUACAACGCUGCGGCUGACCUGGCAUUUGUUUCCCCGGACACGGUAACUCCUCGCUUGGUAGAGCUCGUCGGCCGCGACCUCAGCGCAACCCAGUUGCGCGAUAUUGGUCCAGUGGAGACUGCCAUCUUCAGAACCCCGGAAGGCACUUGCUUUGUUGACGUCCUGGCCAAGAAGAAGCAGGAUAUCGUCCCGAACAAGAACAGCAAGGACUACGACAUCCUCAAAUGGGAAGAAGAGUUGAGGACCCAGCUGGAGCAGAAGAAGGGACAGCAGCGGAAGCUCACCGCUGAAGAGACUGCCAAGGUCAACGCGCAGCUAAGGAAGGAAUCCGAGAUCCGAGAGUCGAUCAAAGACAUAGAGGCAAGAUUAACCCGAGGCAUUGGCAUCAUCAAAUCCCUCGCAAGCGGCCCUCCGACCGACGCAACCUUAUGGUUGGGCUCUGCUGUGGCGCUGUUGCUGGGUGUCAUCGAUGCGGGCGCCAGCCUCAUCAUCGGGGACGUGGCUGCCCUGGCCUACCUUGCCUGCGCGGACAAGGUGUCUUCCAGACUGGGAAUGAUGCGGCCGUUUAUCGGCGUUGCGACUCUCAGGAUCCGCGGCGUGGCGCUCUCGGAGGACUACAACCAGGAGAAGGUUGAAGACUUGGUGACCAGAGUGUUGUACCGCUUGCGCUUCGCCGGCGAACAGCGGCCGUUUGACGCCGUCUCUCUGAUCUACAUGCUCCCGCUCGUCCUCGAUAUAUUGCGACAGGGAGGCGUUGGCGAAGACGAAGACGAUCGAGACGCACAACUUGUCCUCGCUCUGGAAGUUCUCUCCUUCCACACCGACGUUUGUGAGGAUGAGGCGAUCCCGCGGGCCGAGCUCCUGACGGUUCUGAUUCAAUCGUUGCAAAACUACGGGCAGCACUACAAGCUCGUUAAGGACUGCUUCGCGGACAUGUGCCGCUGCAUCGCGCCCAACAUGAGCACUGAAGAGAUGGCCGUCCUGGCCAAGGGAGCGAUCGUUGGACAGUCUGGAGUAAGGACGACUGUGCUGCAAUCAAUCAGCGCCGAUGUCGACAUGAGCGACCUGGGUUACUCAGAUGAGAUCUGGAUAUCAUGCCAUGACGAUGAAGAAGAGAACCAGGAACUCGGCAAAGAAAUAUGGGAGGAGAGCAGCUUCGAAGUCGGCGACCAAAUCCCUCUGCGCAUGCUGCCAUACCUGCAGAGUAAGGAUGCUCAGCUGCGAAGAGCCGCCGCCCGCUCUCUCGCCGAUGCGACUCAGGCGCACAAGUCCUCGCUGGCGGAAGUGAUCCCCCAGCUUAAGGCUACUUAUCUUGAGCUCGCUAAGCCCAAGGUCCAGCAGCUUGAUGAAUUUGGCAUGCCCAAGAAGAUGGACCUGUCCGACCCUUGGGAGGCGAGACAGGGCAUUGCCACCGCUUUUAAGGAGCUGGCUGCGGUCAUGGACAAGAACCAGGUCGACGAUCUCUUCAACUUCCUCAUCGAAUCCGGUCCGCUCGGAGACAAGAGCGAUGCUGUCCGCAGUGAGAUGCUGGAUGCUGCCAUCCGUGCCACGGACGUGCACGGCAAACAAAUGAUUGACGUGCUGAUGAAGAAGUUUGAGCGGACUCUGGAGCAGCCGGACAAGAACAGUGAUGCUGCUGACCGCGUUAACGAGGCUGUCAUCAUCAUGUACGGAGCAUUGGCGCGCCACCUGAAGCCCGGUGACGCUAAGAUCCCCGUGGUCAUCGAGCGACUGCUUGCGACCCUGAGCACGCCGUCGGAGACUGUGCAGUAUGCCAUUGCAGAGUGUCUGCCACCGCUCGUUAGGGCCUGCUCCGACAAGUCGUCCAAGUACUUUGAUCAAGUCAUGGACGAGCUGCUCAACUCCAAGAAGUACGCGAGCCAGCGAGGCGCCGCGUACGGUCUCGCAGGAUUGGUAUUGGGCAGAGGCAUCUCAUCGCUUCGAGACUAUCGGAUAUUGCAAACCCUCAAGGGCGCCAUGGACAACAAGAAGGACGCCCACCAACGCGAGGCUGCUCUGUUGGCGUUUGAGCUGCUGUCUACGAUUCUCGGACGACUCUUUGAGCCAUAUGCCAUUCAAAUCAUGCCGCAACUUCUGAGCGGCUUCGGCGACAGCAACGGCGACGUCCGCGACGCUUGCCUGGCGGCAUCAAAGGCUUGCUUCCGCAAGCUGAGCUCGUAUGGAGUCAAGCAGAUCAUGCCGACGCUCCUGGACGGCCUUGACGACCAGCAAUGGCGCAGCAAGCGGGGUGCUUGCGACCUUCUCGGCGCCAUGGCCUACCUCGACCCGAACCAGCUGGCAAACAGCUUGCCAGACAUCAUUCCUCCGUUGACAGGCGUGUUGAACGACAGCCACAAGGAGGUGCGGGCGGCCGCAAACCGAAGUCUGAAGCGUUUCGGCGAAGUCAUUCACAACCCCGAAAUCAAGAACCUCGUCGACGUUCUGCUCAAGGCUCUCAGCGACCCGACGAAAUACACGGAUGAGGCUCUCGACUCGCUUAUCAAGGUGCAGUUCAUUCACUACAUCGAUGCCCCGUCACUGGCGCUGGUCACGCGCAUUCUGCAGCGCGGCCUUGGCGACCGCUCCAACACCAAGCGCAAGGCGGCACAGGUUAUCGGCAGUCUGGCUCACCUGACGGAAAAGAAAGACAUCAUCGCCCAUCUGCCAGUACUGAUCGCUGGCCUGAAGGUCGCCGCCGUCGAUCCCGUCCCGACUACACGCGCCACCGCGUCCAGGGCCCUGGGUUCGCUCGUGGAGAAGCUUGGCGAGGAUGCCAUGCCGGAUCUCAUCCCAGGUCUCAUGCAAACGCUCAAGUCCGACACUGGCGCAGGAGAUCGUCUUGGUUCCGCCCAAGCCCUCAGCGAGGUGUUGGCUGGCUUGGGCACGACGCGCUUGGAGGAGACUCUGCCCACCAUUCUGUCCAACGUCGAGUCUUCCAAGGCAGCAGUUCGCGAAGGCUUCAUGUCGCUCUUCAUCUUCCUUCCUGUCUGUUUCGGAAACAGCUUCUCAAACUACCUCGGCCGUAUUGUGCCGCCCAUCCUGGCUGGAUUGGCUGACGACGUGGAAUCUAUCCGCGAAACCGCCCUUCGGGCCGGUCGCCUCCUGGUCAAGAACUUUGCUGUCCGUGCGAUCGACCUGCUCUUGCCAGAGCUUGAGCGUGGCCUAGCGGACGACAGUUACAGAAUCCGUCUGAGCUCCGUGGAGCUGGUUGGUGACCUGCUCUUCAACCUCACAGGUGUCAAGGCAAACCCCGAGGCCGAAGAGGAGGACGAGGAGGCGGCGAAGGAAGCUGGCGCCUCGCUCAAGGAGGUUCUUGGAGAGGAGAAGCGCAACAAGAUUCUAUCUGCGCUCUACGUCUGCCGCUGCGAUACCGCCGGCGCUGUCCGUUCGGCCGCUAUUGCCGUCUGGAAGGUGCUCGUGCCGAGCCCGAGGACCCUCAAGGAGCUCGUCCCGACCCUUACACAGCUGCUCAUCAAGCGCCUCGGCAGCUCCAAUAUGGAGCACAAGGUCAUUGCCAGCAAUGCCUUGGGAGAGCUCAUUCGCAAGGCUGGCGACGGAGUGUUGUCGAGCCUCCUGCCAACUCUGGAGGAAGGCUUGCAGACUUCCACAGACUCGGAUGCCAAGCAGGGUAUCUGCCUUGCUCUGCGGGAGCUCAUUUCCUCGGCAUCUCCAGAGGCCAUGGAAGAUCAUGAAAAGACUCUCAUCUCUGUUGUGCGCACUGCCAUCACGGAUUCGGACGAAGAAGUCAGAGAGGCCGCCGCGGAAGCGUUCGAUUCCCUGCAGCAGAUCCUCGGAAAGAGGGCCGUCGACCAAGUUCUGCCCUUCCUGCUGAACCUCCUCCGGUCCGAGGAUGAGGCAGAGAAUGCUCUCUCCGCUCUCCUCACCCUUCUCACCGAGACUACGCGCUCGAACAUCAUCCUGCCUAACCUGAUUCCGACUCUGAUAACACCGCCCAUCUCUGCGUUUGAUGCCAAGGCUCUGGCGUCUCUGUCCAAGGUUGCAGGCGCUGCCAUGAACAGGCGUCUGCCCAACAUCAUCAACUCCCUGAUGGACAAUGAGAUCAACUGCAAGGAGGAGGACCUCCGCGCUGAGCUCGAAACCUCGUUCGACACUGUCAUCCAGUCCAUCGACGAGUACGACGGGCUGAACACGGUCAUGAAUGUCCUUCUGGGACUAUUGAAGCACGAGGAUCACCGCAAGCGAGCAGCCACGGCGCGCCAUCUGCGCAACUUCUUUGCAGAAACCACCGUGGACUACUCCAGGUACAACCAAGACAUCAUCCGCUCGCUUCUCAACGCGUUCGAUGAUAGCGACAUGGACGUUAUCAAAGCUGCUUGGGCUGCACUCAGCGAGUUCACCAAGAAGCUCAAGAAGGAGGAGAUGGAAUCUCUCGUCGUGUCAACGAGACAGACCCUGCUGCGCGUUGGUGUCGCCGGCGCAAACCUGAAGGGCUUCGAGCUCCCCAAGGGCAUCAACGCAGUCCUGCCAAUUUUCCUGCAGGGCUUGAUGAAUGGCACGGCAGACCAGAGGGUGCAAGCUGCCCUGGGUAUCUCCGACAUUGUCGACAGGACCAGCGAAGCAUCGCUCAAGCCCUUUGUCACUCAAAUCACUGGUCCUCUGAUUCGUGUCGUAUCUGAGCGUGCCACCGAGGUCAAGGCGGCAAUUCUGCUCACUCUCAACAACCUUUUGGACAAGAUGCCGACUGCGCUGAAGCCGUUCUUGCCGCAGCUGCAGCGAACUUUUGCAAAGUCAUUGGCGGAUACCUCGAGCGAGACGCUCAGAAGCAGAGCUGCCAAGGCACUGGGAACCCUCAUCAAGUAUACUCCGCGAAUCGAUCCCCUGAUCGCGGAGUUGGUGACUGGCUCCAAGACUGCCGACCCUGGCGUCAAAACCGCGAUGCUCAAGGCCUUGUACGAGGUUAUCAGCAGGGCGGGGGCUAACAUGGGCGAAUCAUCGCGGACCGCGGUGUUGUCUCUCAUCGACAUGGACACGGACGAGAGAGACGAUGCGAUGACGAUUACGAACGCGAAGCUCCUGGGUGCCCUGAUUAAGAACGUGCCCGAGGAUGCUGCUGCGUCUCUGCUGAAACACCGCGUCCUCACUCCGCAGUCCAGCAACUCGUCUGUGCUGGCACUGAACUCGGUCCUCGUCGAGUCACCCGAUGCACUUCUGCAGAGCCCCGCCGCGGACGAACUGCCCGAUCUCCUCUGCCAGGGCAUGAUGAAUAAGAGCACGUUCAUCGCGGACAACUUCAUCCUGGCCACGGGCAAGGUGCUGCUUUCGUCGCCGCCCAAGAGCUUCGACAGCACGAAGAAGAUCUUCGAAACGUUGGCCAAGAUAAUUGAGCCCGGCAACCCCGUCGACUCGCGCCGACUUGCGUUGGUAAUCUCCCGCACCCUGAGCAGGACGAACAUGGAAAUGGUCCGUCCACACGUCCCGCUGCUGGCACCUCCCAUCUUCGCCAGCGUCAGGGACCUGGUCAUUCCGGUGAAGCUGGCCGCCGAGGCCGCCUUUGUGGAGCUCUUCAGCGUUGCAGACGAGGAGAGCCGCAUCUUUGACAAGUUUAUGGCCGGGCCUGGAGCGGACUUGCCGCCGAACACGAAGAGGAGCAUGACCGACUACUUCAAGAGAGUUGCGAUGAGACUCGGCACGCAGGCCAGGGAGAGGAGAGAGGCAGAAGGCGGGCAGGGCGGCCUUGGCCUGUCCAAUGACGAGCAAGAAGAUGAAAAGGAGAUUUGGAGCGUUGGCAAGGUGGAAAAGCGCCUUGCCGCGUCGGUCAUCGGCUGCGGCAAGCGCAAGAUCUGGCUCGACCCCAACGAGCAGAGCGAGAUCUCCAACGCCAACUCCCGCCAGACCAUCCGAAAGCUCGUCUCCGAUGGCCUCAUCAUCCGCAAGCCCGUCACGAUGCACUCCCGGUCCCGUGCCCGCGAGCUGAACCUUGCCCGAAGAGAAGGUCGCCACCGUGGCUACGGUAAGCGAAAGGGUACCGCCGACGCCCGUAUGCCCCAGCAGGUCCUCUGGAUGCGCCGCCUCCGAGUCCUCCGCCGCCUCCUCGUCAAGUACCGCGCCAGCGGCAAGAUCGACAAGCACCUGUACCACGAGCUGUACCACUCCAGCAAGGGUAACGCCUUCAAGCACAAGCGCGCCCUGGUUGAGCACAUCCACCGUGCCAAGGCCGAGAAGCACCGCGAGCAGAUGCUCAAGGAGGAGAUGGACGCCAAGCGUGCGAAGACCAAGGCUGCCCGCGAGCGCAAGCUGGAGAGGGUUGCGGCCAAGCGGAAUGCUCUGAUGGCCGAAGAGUAG
Molecule: messenger RNA, 8535 nt
Organism: Purpureocillium lilacinum
Lineage: Eukaryota; Fungi; Ascomycota; Sordariomycetes; Hypocreales; Ophiocordycipitaceae
Source: RefSeq, a predicted model, not a curated record